UGGACAAGAGCGCAACGGAGGAUGAUCUCAAGAAAUCAUACAGGAGAUUAGCUAUGAAAUGGCACCCUGACAAAAACCCUAACUCCAAAACCGAAGCUGAAGCCAAGUUCAAACAGAUCUCUGAGGCUUAUGAGGCAAGUCAUUUUCCAUUUUCUUUCAUCUUCCAAUCUCCGUCCCCCAUGAUCCCAUAG
This is a messenger RNA of Microthlaspi erraticum, 191 nucleotides long. The record is from the annotation of a GenBank genome assembly. NCBI's taxonomy places the organism in Eukaryota, Viridiplantae, Streptophyta, Magnoliopsida, Brassicales, Brassicaceae.